AUGAGGAGUCUUCGAUCUGUUAUCACGCAGGCAACGCGCGGAGGGAGAUGUGUUGUGUCUCGCCCUAACUUCUGUUAUGGCAAAGAGACAAAGGGAGCAGCGGAGAGAAUUGGCUGGGAACAGGUGAAAAACAUUCUUCCUUCCUGCGGAUAUUUAACUACUGGUUAUCUGGCCUACUGUGCUUGGGAAUGUGCCGAGACAGUGAUGAUUCUUCGACAGGCACAAGGGAGUGCAAUGGCGCCUUCAGAAUCUGAAGAUGAUUAG
This is a messenger RNA of Microthlaspi erraticum, 264 nucleotides long. NCBI's taxonomy places the organism in Eukaryota, Viridiplantae, Streptophyta, Magnoliopsida, Brassicales, Brassicaceae. The record is from the annotation of a GenBank genome assembly.